Molecule: messenger RNA, 1665 nt
Organism: Solanum lycopersicum (tomato)
Lineage: Eukaryota; Viridiplantae; Streptophyta; Magnoliopsida; Solanales; Solanaceae
Product: oligouridylate-binding protein 1
Molecular function (GO): mRNA binding
Source: RefSeq, a predicted model, not a curated record
GUGUAGCAAAACAUCAUCUUUCUCUUUCAGUCUUCAACUUGUGGCACCACUCUAAGGGUUUCUUUUUCUUUUCUUUUCUUUUUUUUCUUUUUUCUUUUUUUUUCUUCCUUCAUUUUUCCUUUCUUGAAAAUCAUCCCUUUGUAUCUCCUGUAUAUUUACAUUAGAUUAAUUUCAUAGAAGAUGAUGCAACAGAGGCUGAAGCAGCAGCAAGCAUUGAUGCAGCAAUCCCUUUAUCAUCCUGCUCUUCUUGCACCCCCACAGAUAGAGCCUAUCUUGAGUGGAAAUUUGCCUCCUGGAUUUGAUUCAAGUACUUGCCGCAGUGUGUACGUUGGAAACAUCCACCCCCAAGUAACGGAACCACUUCUUCAAGAGGUCUUCUCAAGUACUGGCCCCCUUGAGGGAUGCAAGCUCAUUAAAAAAGAGAAGUCGUCGUAUGGUUUUGUCGACUACUUUGAUCGCCGAUCAGCAGCCCUUGCUAUUGUGACUCUUAAUGGAAGAAAUUUGUUUGGACAGCCUAUAAAAGUUAACUGGGCAUAUACUAGUGCUCAGAGAGAGGAUACCUCAAGCCACUUUAACAUUUUUGUGGGUGAUCUCAGUCCAGAGGUUACAGAUGCCACAUUGUAUGCAUGCUUUUCAGUCUACCCUAGCUGCUCAGAUGCAAAGGUUAUGUGGGAUCAAAAAUCAGGCCGUUCAAGGGGAUUUGGAUUUGUUUCCUUCCGUAAUCAGCAGGAGGCGCAAAGUGCAAUAAAUGAGUUGACUGGGAAGUGGUUAGGAAGCAGACAAAUCCGCUGCAACUGGGCAACAAAAGGCGCUGGAGGAAUUGAUGAAAAGCAGAAUUCAGAUGCGAAAAGUGUUGUUGAGUUGACAAGUGGAACAUCAGAUGAUGGUCAUGACAAGGCCAAUGAAGAUGCUCCAGAAAAUAGUCCCCAGUAUACAACUGUUUAUGUUGGCAACCUUUCUCCUGAAGUCACUUUAGUUGACCUCCAUCGUCAUUUUCAUGCUCUUGGAGCUGGCGUUAUUGAAGAUGUCCGUAUUCAACGGGACAAAGGUUUUGGGUUUGUGAGAUACAGUACCAAUGCUGAAGCUGCUCAAGCUAUUCAGUUGGGAAAUGCCCAAUUCUUCUUUGGUAAACCUAUUAAGUGCUCAUGGGGAAGCAAGCCUACUCUGCCAGGAGCAAGUUCUACCCCUCUUCCUCCUCCAGCUGUGGGACACAUUCCUGGUAUUUCAGUGACUGAUAUUGCAGCCUAUGAGCGGCAGCUUGCUUUGGCUAGGAUGGGCGGUUCACAGGCUCUCAUGCAUUCUCAGGCUCUAAUGCAUUCCCAGGGUCAGCGAAUUGGCGUUGCUAGUCAAGCAAUUUACGAUGGUGGUUAUGGUAGUAUUGCUGCUACAACUCAACCACCAAUGUACUACUAGUGCAUAACAACACCUGCUGCUUCUGCUCUCCCGGCUUUGUUUUAUAGGAUGCUUUUUCUCGUUAGUUUUUCGUGUCCGAAGCAUAUGUAUGAAUAUGUAGCUUGUAUUUUGUGUGGCAGCUAGUCCGAUGGCAGUUCACUUGGAUGAGCAGCUUCAGGAGAUGUUAGAAUGUUUCAUGAACUGAAAUGUUUUUAAAGGACUUAUCGCACAGUGAAUCAUUCUGCAUAUAUGCAUUUUUCUCUUUGUUCUUUA